AUGAGUACUGUAGAAGGACAAAAGGACCUCCCCAAAGUGGAUGUAAGUUAUCUCGACAUUGGCUCAUUUGACCCAGUUAGCGAUGGUAUGCUGAAAACAGUGACAAUCGUUAAUUACGCUUUUUUGAUUGGGGUCAUUAGCGUCACCGGGGUCGUUCUUAAUAUCAUCAACAUCGCUGUCUUUUUAAAACAGGGGUUUAAGGAUCCUAUUAAUAUCCCUCUGGUCGGGUUGGCUGUGGCUGAUACCGGAGGGUUGGUGUGUCUGAUAUGGAUGAGCCUGUGCUACAACCCUCUGGUGGUUGGCAGCCUAGAGCGGUUGGACCUGGUUGGCAUUCAGCACAUCACAGCCGGCUGGCCUCACGUCUGCUUCACGCGGAUCACCGGCUGGCUGACCGUCUUCAUCACGUUCGAGAGGUACCUGUGUAUCGCCUUCCCGCUCAAGGUCAAGGCUAUCCUCACCCCGCGGCGCACCGCCAUCAUCGUCGUCGUGAUUUUUAUCGUUUUAAUUUUAACCGUCGUCCCCGUUUACAUCGCCAUAUACAUCGACCGUGUCUUCAGCUCUAAAUAUAACCGAACACUCUUCACUAUCGUUUAUAUUCAAGAUGGCGUCAGCUUGGAAAAAUUCUCACUGUACUGCAGUACAUUUUUACAGCUUUCUUCCUUUGUCUUAGUCGCUAUGUUGACAACAGGGCUUGUCGUAAAAAUAACUCAGAAAUCAAAAUGGCGGAUCGCUACGUCUUCGGCUAACCAGAACGAGGCCGUAUCCUCGCGGGAUAGAAAAGUCGUCAGGAUGGUGAUAUUUAUCUCAGGGAUAUUUAUCCUCAGCUUCACCCCCGUGGUCAUACAUAUGCUCGCCAUGUUGUCCGUUGCAGACUUUAUCGUGGGAGGGAGGUAUCAGAACCUGUUCCUUCUCUGCGGGACUUUUGUCUUCAAUCUGCAGGCCAUCAACUCCAGCGCCAACAUCUUCGUCUACCUGAAGAUGAGCAGCAAGUUCAAGGACGUGUUCAUGUCCAUGUUUUGCAACGUCAAGAAACAAUGA
This is a messenger RNA of Physella acuta, 1038 nucleotides long. Its product is annotated as ultraviolet-sensitive opsin-like. Gene Ontology annotation, cellular component: membrane. Gene Ontology annotation, biological process: G protein-coupled receptor signaling pathway. Gene Ontology annotation, molecular function: G protein-coupled peptide receptor activity. NCBI's taxonomy places the organism in Eukaryota, Metazoa, Mollusca, Gastropoda, Physidae. The record is from RefSeq and is a predicted model, not a curated record.